UCUCUCUCUCUCUCUCUCUCUCUCUCUCAGUCAGGAGGAGUCUAUAUGGGACGCUGUCACUCUGGAGUUGUCUGUUCACUGGAGGGCUGUGUUUCUACUGACCUCUGCACAUUGGAAAACAGAGCCUCUUUUUCCCCUCUCUUUCGGUCUCCAGUCUCAUCCGGGGGAAGGAAUUCUGGCAGAGCUGCUGAAGGGAACUUUUUUUCAUUCUUCCCCUCUAACACACACACACACAUCUUGUAUCUCCUCCUUUGGUGUGUAGCCUGCUGUGGUGGGCGCAGACGUUGAUAGUGUUUGUGUGGCGUGGACCGUGAAAAGGAGACAUGCUGAAAAAUGGCAGGGCUGGUGCCAUCAGCACCACAGCCACCACUGAGAUACCAGACCUCAAUGAGAGGAGAAUCAGGCGUCUCAGAUUAACCCUCCGGCCUGAGGACAGUCCCAAAUCCCAGAAUGAAUCCGUCAACUCUGGCGAGAAACUGCUCAAUGGUUCCUGGAAAAAGAAAAAUGGGCUCAUGCAGAGAGAAAGACCACCUGGGAGAGAAUCACCUCAACAAGAAGACAAGCACUCUGUGACUAAUGGCAUGGGCCGGGAACAGCCCGCUCAGCACGGGCCCAGAGUUUACGGCGUGGUGCAGAGCACAGGCAGCAGCCACCAACAGGAAGUGAUGGCUCGCGAGUGGUCUGUCAGUCACCUGAGGGAUGAGAUGAGGUACAUCAGAGAGGUACGUGACUCUUUGGAAAAGGUCAGAGAGCGCAUGUAUGGCCAGUUUGGAGGGAUGCAGCAAUCAGUGCAAAAAUUAAGUCAGGAAUUAAAGGCAGCCAACUCUCAUAAGCGUUACCUUGAGUCAGAGGUGAGGACGAGAAGGGCAGGAAUGGAUAGCUUUGACCAGAUGAACAGCUCCCUCAUAUCAGCAAACAUUGAUCUACAGAAAUCAUUGCUGGAAAGCUGUCAAAAUCGAGUGGGGAACAGAGAUGAGAUGAGAACCCUGCGCAGCUCGCUGGAGAAGACAGAGGAGAAACUCAAGGAAACGGAAAGACAGCUAGCAGCAGCACAGGCUGAAAACCACUCUCUCAAAAAUCAGGUGGAGACUUCUCAGGAGGCCAAGACCCAAGCAUUAAAAGAGCUGAGUGCAAAGCUCCAGAAGGAAUAUGAGGAACAGCUGCAGGAACAGCAGAAGAAAUACAGAGAGGAGAUAGAGGCUCUGCAGGCACAGCUUGAUGACUACAUGAAGAGACUUGAGGAGGCCGAGAGGAACGCUCAGAUAGCUGAGGCAAAGAUCGCUGAAAGGGAUCAAAGAAUUACUGAAGUGGAGAGGCUACUAAACUGUAUGGCUCAGGAAAAGGGUGACCUGAUACAAAAGCUUUGUGAAUGUGAACAACGCUUACGUGGUUUGGACGAAACUGACCAUGCAGAUAAAGCUGUGGCCAAGCAGUCGGAGCAGCUGAAAGAGGAAGCGGCAGAACUGAGAGAGCGAAUAAAGCAUCUCAACGAUAUGGUGUUCUCUCAACAGAGGAAGGUCAAAGCCAUGAUAGAGGAGGUCGAAACACUGAGAGCAAAAGUUGCACAGAAGGAUAUGUUCAUCUCCGAGCUGCUGGACAGGAUUGCUAUUGUGGAGUGCGAGAAUAAUGAGUUAGGAGACAAGUUGAAGUAUUUUAUGUCUAUACAGAGCGCAUCUGAGACUAAAGUAGCCACCAGGGACAUUGGAGUUGGCUGUGACCUCCCCAUUAGAUCUGAGGAGCCGGCGUACGUCGCUCCUGUCCAACCCAGCCCCAUCUCAUCGGCCUUGAGAUCCUCCAGCAGACUGAACUAUAGUCUUCUUAGAUACACUCCUGGUCAGUACAGCUCAAUGCUGCUCUCCAGUGCAGUAAACACACAAGAAACUGGAACCAGUCCCACACAAACAUCAAGUUAUGUUCAGACCAGCCCUGAAGACGGGGACUCCAGAUCUCCAACAGCCUCAGAAGUGUCCUCCACCAGCAGUCCUAGAGCGAGGACCGGCCCGUCACAGAUCUACACUCCUUUCAUGAAGCUGAUGGAGUUAAGCGCUAAAAGGGACACAGACUGAAUGCAGUUUUCCUAAAAUAGCGGCAACAGAAGGUGUUGUUGCGACAUGAAGUAUUGUGGUUUUGUUACUGUUUAUGUAACAUUAAGGUAUAUGUAAAUAACAUACUGAUCUGUGAAUAACUUAUUUUGGUAGUACACUUUACUGUAUUCUGAUGCACUCUGUUGCUUUGUUUACCAAAAAUCUAGUGAUUUUAUGUGAUAGCUUUCUAUAUUUUACACUUAUCUAUUUAUAUUUCCAUUUUCUGAGACCGUAUUUAGAUUAUUUUUUAAAGCGUAUUACACCAAAUAUUUUGUUACAAAAAACUCCAAAUAGGCUCUAUAUACAGUAUGAGGGUUUCUUUCAGAAAAGGAAUGAUGGUAGCUAUCAACUGUGAUCACAGCUCAGUACUUUUGUUUUUGCUCUAGUGUGUUUUGAUGUGUUUAAAUGUUUUUUUUUAAUUGUACUAAGAGAGUUGUGGACAUUAGUGGUUUCACACUCUCAGUUGCACUUUUUCCCCUGGAGUCACUGAUGACCUCCAUGUUUUAAGACUCAAAAUGUUCAGAAUACCAGUUUAAAGAAAGUAUUGGUUAUGCACCCCCAUUUUUCUAGACCAGAGGGCAUUAGGGAAGCAGGCCUCUGUGGAUUGUUUGCAGCGUUAAUGUGUUAAAGCACUUUUCUUUGCCAAAAUCACAUCAUUUAUGAUGACUGCAAAUUAAGGUUUCUAGACUACAUUUGGUGUUAACAUUUUUCACUCACUGAGCACUGUAUUUACAUAUAACUGGGUAUAUUGUUCAAGAAAUAAAAUGUCUAAAUCUA
Messenger RNA from Carassius auratus (goldfish), 2861 nucleotides. RefSeq names its product myocardial zonula adherens protein (gene myzap). The transcript has 14 exons. NCBI's taxonomy places the organism in Eukaryota, Metazoa, Chordata, Actinopteri, Cypriniformes, Cyprinidae. Gene Ontology annotation, biological process: intracellular signal transduction. The coding region runs from base 324 to 2066 and encodes 580 amino acids. Gene Ontology annotation, cellular component: intracellular anatomical structure. The record is from RefSeq and is a predicted model, not a curated record.